AAGAAAGGAAGUAUUUAGUCCAACCUCCAGCCACGGCCAAGUUAUUUUCCUCACUUUUUAAAUUCUAAACGACUCUUUUUCGACACACUUUGACACGUCAAACUCUCACAAUGAGCUUCAAUAGAGGUCCCGCUUACGGCUUAACCGCGGAAGUCAGAAAUAAGAUUGCACUGAAAUACGACCUCCAGAAGGAGGAGGAGCUGAGGAUUUGGAUCGAGGACCUGACAGGCGAAUCCAUUGGCGCCGACUUCCACAAUGGCCUCAAAAAUGGAGUUAUCCUGUGCCAGCUUAUUAACAAACUCCGGCCCGGUUCUGUGAAAACCAUCAACCGUUCGUCUCUCAACUGGCACCAACUGGAGAACUUGACCAACUUCAUCACGGCAAUCAAAGCGUACGGCCUGAAGCCCCAUGAUACUUUUGAGGCCAAUGACGUGUUUGAAAAUGGCAACAAGACGCAGCUACAGACCACGCUGCUGGCGCUGGCGAGCAUGGCAAAGACCAAUGGCACCCAGUCGCGAAUUGACAUUGGCGUGAAAUAUGCAGACAAGCAGAGGAGGACAUUUGAUGAUGAGAAGAUGAAGGCUGGACAGUGUGUUAUUGGCCUCCAGAUGGGGACCAACAAGUGCGCCAGCCAGGCAGGUAUGAGUGCUUAUGGCACCAGGAGGGAUUUGUAUGACCCCAAAAGUAAAAUGCUGGCACCCGUGGACUGCACCACCAUUAGUCUGCAGAUGGGAACCAACAAGGGAGCAAGUCAGGCUGGAAUGACCGCACCAGGGACAAGACGCGCGAUUUACGACCACAAACUGGGCACAGAUAAGUGCGACAACAGCACCAUGUCCCUCCAAAUGGGCUACAGUCAGGGAGCCAAUCAAAGCGGCCAGAACUUUGGUCUGGGCCGUCAGAUCUACGACGCCAAGUACUGUGCCAAGGGAAACGUCUUGGAUGAAACCAAUGGAGCGAGUGGAGCCUACAUCCCAGACUACCAAGAUGAGGGUUACCAGGGUUACCAAGAGGAGGAGCAGGUCUAUAGGGAUGAUGGGACUGAUUAUUAGAGAGAUGAAGAUAUUUUGUAAACCGAGGCAUGUCCAGCAAAAAGGAACUUAAGAAAAAAUACCCGAGGCAGAUGUUUUAGUUUUAUAUCCUAAAGGAUGUUACGCCAUCUGUGUCACGUCCUUAUAGUAUUCGAUAUUUUCUUACCCCGAGUUUGUUACACAUAUCAAAAUGAACUGUAUUUGUGUGAUUUUUAGUUUUUCUUUUAAAACAAAAUCUGGAAAAUGACUACAAAACAAAGUCACUUGGUUCUUUGUAUCUAGUAUUGUAUCCCAGGGAGAUUUUUAUUUUUUUUAUUUUAUUUUUUUUUAAUGCCAAAUUUGCCCCCUCCCACCCCCACUAUUUCACUCACAUUUUAGUUGUUUAGGGAGAUGUAAGGGCACCGUAAUUUCUUUGGAAUGUGUACUUUAAUAAUCAAACACACAGAUCUAUCACAAUCCAAUUCCAGACGUUAACUUUUGGACACACGGUCUCACUUUUCGUAUAUGUUCUUAUUAACUGCAUAACCAGUCCAACAGGUUUGACAAAAGAAAUCAGACGGGGUUUAAAUAUGAUUACGCAAUCUUUUUUUCCUUUUUUUUUUUUUUUUUUUUUUUAACAUUCCAAGUAUAAAUAGCUACUGGAUUUUUUUUUUCUAUCAAGUGAAUCAUUCCUUACAAUUCUUUUAUUAUUUAUGCAUCGUCAUGAAUUGAAUGGGUCCUGAUAUUUUUUUUUUUUCUACCUUGACUCUUGAAUAACAGUUAUAGUAUUAUGCUUGUUUUGUUUUUCCUCUGGGAUUAUCGCUGCCAAUUGGAAAAACAAAUUGGCCUGUAAACUUACCUGCUAAUUUAUAUGGUACACCUAGAAAAGAACUGCGACAGCUCUUAAUUGGAUUUUAAUGUUUUAGUUAAUCUUGAGAGAAUAUGCAUCGUAAUCCCUGUCAAUUGUUAUUAUGCGGCUUUAGUUGUAUCUAUGUGUACAGAAUAAAUUAGCAAGUGUAGUUGAUGUUUUUGUGAUACAAAUGUAAUAAAUGUGUAUUCCUUA
This is a messenger RNA of Corythoichthys intestinalis (scribbled pipefish), 2073 nucleotides long. It is a transcript of the gene cnn2, whose product is annotated as calponin 2. NCBI's taxonomy places the organism in Eukaryota, Metazoa, Chordata, Actinopteri, Syngnathiformes, Syngnathidae. Gene Ontology annotation, cellular component: actin cytoskeleton. Bases 111 to 1052 code for a protein of 313 amino acids. The record is from RefSeq and is a predicted model, not a curated record. The transcript has 7 exons. Gene Ontology annotation, molecular function: actin filament binding. Gene Ontology annotation, biological process: actomyosin structure organization; actin filament organization.